Messenger RNA from Caenorhabditis auriculariae, 9894 nucleotides. The record is from the annotation of a GenBank genome assembly. NCBI's taxonomy places the organism in Eukaryota, Metazoa, Nematoda, Chromadorea, Rhabditida, Rhabditidae.
AUGCGUCUGCUGUGCAUCGUUUCAAUUGCAUUGGUUUUACCAGGUGAGAAAAACUUUGGUCUUCGAAGCCGCAGAACUUGACAAUUUUCUCCUGUUUCACAUAUUUUCAUAAGUUUUCUUGGUCUCGUAAUAUAAUUGAAUCCUGAAAACAUUGGAAUUGAUGUGUGCUAGUUUUUCGAACAUUUUGAAGAUUUUUGUUUGCAUUUCUUUUGAACUGUUUUCUUUGAAGCUUCUUCACAUCAACUUUUGAGCUUUUAUCAGAAAAUCCAAUAUUCUGAACAUUUUCUCAUUCAAAAUUGGAUUCUCGCUUUCUAACGGAAAUAAUCGAAGAAUUAUGAGAAAGAUGAUUUUUUUCAAAUUAAAUUUCUCGAAUUUUUUUUCUUUUGAUGGUUUUUUUCUUAAACGUUGUACUUUUUCUGUUUGACUAGUCUCUCAGAUUUUUUCGAUUCUAUUUGAAUAUUGAUAAAACUAUGAAAUUUGACAAACUUGAAAAAAAAAACCUUUUUGGAGUUUUGAGGUUUUUUUUUAAAUUCUUCCUCUUCAUAUUUUUAAGAAUAUUGGGUCCAAUGACUUUUGGAAAAAAAAACUUGAUACAAGAAAAAAUGGAAACGGAACAUGUUUAAAAUAAGUAUCCCAAUGCUUCAAAAUUGAAAAUAACGAUCUUUUUUAUGGCGACCUAACAAAUGCAAGUGUUACGAAUUGAUAUGAACUUUUUUCGAUUUUCGAAUUUUAUCAGCAAUUGUUAGAGUAUUCAAGAAUCGAGAAAUAGGCGAAAAGUCCGAUUUGAAUCAAUCUCACUGAUUAUUUUCGCUCCUUACUUUUCUAUGGUAUGAUCUCAUAAAAGAACUUGGAAGCUCUAUUUUUUUUCCCUUUAAACUUUGAUAGUAAAGUAGAAGUUUAAGGUUCCUUACAGAACUCAAGAAGAUAUUCAUCUUUGAAAUAAUUUAAUACUUUCAGCCGUAACGCAUGGUGCGACGACAGAGCAACUACGACAGUGGAUCCUAUCGAACCGAAAAAGUUUGCCGACAGGGGAAAACGGCGAGUCCGACCUGGCUGGAACCAUCUUGAGGUACAGGGAAAAGCCAAGUCUGAUGGAAGAUUUUCUUUGAAGACUCUUCGGCUUCGGACAAUCGACGACCCCAGAACCGACGACCACGACGACAACGGUAGCUACGACGACCACUACUGAAGCGGUCGCUGAUGGUUUGUUUGGUUGAAUUUAUAAUCCGGUGGAGGCCUGAUAAUAGAAGGAUAAGAAAAAACAGUUUCAGCAUCUAUGAUUAAAAAAAACUAGUCAGAAGUCCCAAAAGCUGUCGAUAAGCUUGAAAAGUUGAAAAACAGAAAUAUUUAAAAUAUAUGAUGAAAAAAAAUUUUGGCCAAGUAGAGUGUAGUCUGGAAACCUUGAUCUGUCAAGCUUGUAUUUUUUUUUCGGUGUGCGUUUUUUCUGAACAUACGGAUCCUUGGUUCUUUUCUUUCGUUAAUUAACAAACUGUUAAAACCAGAAUGCCUCGAAAAACUUCGAAAUAAUGAAUCGCAACUCUCUAAAUUUUCACCAUUUUCUAGGAUCUUUCAGUUUUUGGAUCGUUGAAAAUUCAUUCGAAAGUGAAAUUUCAAAACUUUUCUCAACCGGAGAAUUAUCUUGAAGCUCCUUAAAAUACCAAUUUUUUUUGAUUCAAAAAUGGCUUCCAAAUGGUUCAACUUAGGAGUUGGAAAAGUUCAUCUUUAGGACUUGAAUUUCUUCAAAAUAUUCCGAGCGAAGUUUUUUGAUAAACCGAGUUUAGUUCUGAAUUAUAAAACGUAUCAUGUUCAAUCAUGGUUCCAUUUGAUAGUUUUUAAAAUUCAAAAAAAAAUGAGAGAAUUAGAGAAUUAGAGACUUAACCAGGAUCAUGGAUAUUAGAACUCCACAGCGAGGUCUUGACUCAUGAAAGAUUCAAAUUUACAGACUGUUUUCCGAGAAGAUUGUCCAAAAUGGCUUCAAAUUUCAAAAAAGGCCCUUUUUUGUCUUUUUUUUUCCCGAAAUUCCUUAAGUGUUAGACAGUUUUUUGCCGUCGGCGCAACUUUCAUAUUGUUUUGCGGGCCACUCAGAGGGCCUUGCGCUUCCACGGAUACACAUGAUAGGCAAACAAGUGGAGAGAGGGCUUCUCACCCUCUCGGCCACUUCCUCUUUCGCCGGUGUUCCCCCGCUUUUCGCACCUCUGAUUAGUGUUAUCCGAGUAGAAGCAGGGUUUUGGAAGAUGUGAAAAGCUCGAAAAGUACUUCAGGGGAUCUCAAUUUUUGAGCUUGCAGUGGUUGAAAGAGUAAUUUUUGCACCUUCAAUAAGUUUUAUGCGAGAGGAAGAAAAGAUAUGGAACAGACUAAGGGCUCCAAAAUCCUGUCUCUAAUUUGGAAGUUUCACAGUUUGUAGUGUUUGAAAAAAAAUAUUCGUUUGCACCUUUAUUUUUGGACGAAAGCAGAGUUUUAAAGAGACAAGAUACUUGAGAAAUGGAAAUUUCAAUUUUCUCUAGAUUUGCUUCACCCACAUUUGAGAUUUUUCUAUGAGAAGGCGUGAGAAUUUAUUCUUUUUGUUGAUAUUUUUGAUUCUUAAGAAAUUUUUGUACUGGUUUCAAAGCUUGCAAAACAGACAGUACUCUUAGCUCUCAAAUAUUCGAGUUUAGUGUCGGUUCAGGCCAAGUUCGGCUAUUGUGCCUUUAAAAACACCCAACAGUUCCUUUGAACUGAACUAUUGGUCUCCAAAUGGAGUCCACAACACGGAGAGCUCAAAAUAACUACAGUAUUCCCGUGACGCAAACUAGAAACGUUUCCUUUAGAAGGAACGAUUUCCUCCAGGCUCGCCGCUCUACCAACCCCUGAGAUUUGUAUGUGAGGGAGCGUGAGUGUGUAUGCACGCCGGGAGUAACUCUAGACGACGUUCGUGUCACGGAAUGCGCACAAACAAGAACCGAGGAUGAAUGGCCCCGCGUCAAGUAGUGUUGUUGGCGUUGCGGGUGCAGUUUGGAAUGCCUUCCCAUUGAAUUUCGUUGCUCCUCGAGAUCAUUCGACUCGUUUUUUUUUUGUUGUUGGAUGAACUCAAAAAGACUACAGUGACUGGGUUGGAAGUUCUCAAUGAGUCAUUUUUGUUGGCUAGGAAAGCUUUCCUGGCUUCUUCCAUAGCUUAUUAUAUCUAAUGGAUAGUGAUCCUGAAAAUAGUAGGCUUUUCAUUUACCAUCUGUGAGAUAAGGUCCUCGUUAGUUUAAAAUUUUGAGACGUUUUUUAGCCGGAAUUCGAAAAGGCAGAAAGGAACUUUUUGGGUUUACUAAUAUCGAAUUCGAAGCUUCGCCCGGCUUAUUCGUUUUUUCUUUUACCUUAUCAAAAGAGUUUUGAAUCAUUGAGAACUGAGUUUCAGUAUGCAGAGAGUUCAGUUCUAACAAAAAUGACCAGGAAAAGAAGGAAAAAACAAACAAAUGGAGCAUGCACGUCAAAAAUGUUUGCGUCGGGUCCGUGAUGACACCGCGCAGUGUCACCUCAUCUCACGACUCUUUUUGCGUCUGAGAAGCAUCAAUUAAUUUUCCGGCUUCCUGUCGGGAGGGUAUUACGAUAGUUCUCCCGCAUAAGGAUUACAUAGAAAGUUGAUCGUAUUCUCUUCGUCGAACAAAAGUUUUCGAUUCGGCUCGUGUUGUUUCAAAUGAGAUACUGACCCUGUCUUGUCUCCCAAAAAUAGGUUUUUAGCACAUUCUUGUAUUUCAAAAAACUUUUUCUCUCGAUGAAAAUUUAAUUAAAAUUUCUCAAACAAUCAAUAAUAUAGUUAGAAAAAAGACAGUGAAUCUACAAAAAGUCACAUGAUACCGUAGUGGGCGACAUGGCGAUCAAUUCAGAAAGAAAAAGGGAAAAACUGACUAUUAGGAAUAUUGAAAAUAACUUUGCAGUGUGCCCGUUCUCGGCGGAACCCCUGCUUCUGGCCAAGGACUACGCCUACUGUCGGCCGUCCUCCAUUGGCGACUGUCCGGUUGGAUACCUCUGCGACCAAUCUUUCGUCCUCGGCCGCUCUAUCUGCUGCAAAGACGUCCGUCGUGGCGUCGCUCCUCACAGACCAAUUCCUCGUGAGUUUGAUUCCAGUUGUUUCGAAGCUCUAUCUGUCUCCUAACUUGCUCAUAUUUAUCUAAAAAUGCACACAAAUGAUCAAAAAGUCUAUCAAUAAAUCGAUUAAUAGAGAGUUUUUCGGGUUUUGAGCCGGAAAAUGUACAUUUUGGACUACAAUCUCAGGAUCAGAAGAUCGAAAUUUUCAAUCUUUGAACAAAAUAUUAUUCCACGACAUGUUUACUCACCACCUAUUCAUUCGAUUCUUACCCAAACCGUUUCCUUGCGUUGACGGGAAUCGAACUUGUAACCCUUUAGCCAUAGAUAUUAUCGCAACCGACUGCGCUAAGAGUUUUGGUUUUCUAGUGCGCCCGUCUUCCGUCCGACCGCCUUUCAACUGGAACACAGUGACGCCGACGUCGGCCCCGGCCAAGUACAGCUCGACCUCGACCUCGAAAAAAGCUCCCUGGUACAUCAAGGUGAGGAGAAAUGAUAAAAGCAGAAAAAGCUACCGAAAAGCGGCAGGUUUUCUGAGGGGACGUUCGGUGAUCCUUCAAGUGUUUUUAGCGCCUUUUAGUUUUCAAACCAGAAUUUUUCAGUUUCUGCCGGAGUAGGCUGAACUUUCAGUCUCUAGAUGAUGUCAAAAGGGUCAGAAAGAGGAAUUUUCUUAGUCCUCAUAAUACUUUUGCAGUGAAGAUGUGUUGAAACUGAGAAGUUCGAAAAAUAAAUAAAUAAACUUCAUUCUUGAGCGGGGAAGUGUAGUUUGGAGGCGGCAUGAAGCUCUUGAUGACGUCAAAAACCCAACUUUAGAGUUUUUACAGGGCUUGAAAUCGUCACUGUUUUCGGAAGUUCAAACAAUAAUUUCAGGACCGAACCACCUGGCCGACGGUCUACAACCGCGUGACUCCAGAAGCCCCGACGACGACGGCCGCCACGACGACCACCACCGAAGAGCCGACCACGACCACCACGACGACGACGGAAGCGCCAACGACGACUCCGACGACCACCACGACGACCACCACUACUACCACGUAAGCAAGGAGUUCAAUCAAUAUUAGUCAUAGGUGUAUCACACCAAACGCUGUACAAGAACCUUUGGUGACCUGAAACUUGUAGUUGAUCAAGUUGAAAGCUUGUUCUUACGGUCCUCCGCUUUUUUUUUCUGUGCGAAGUCCAUUCAGAUGCGCCUUGACGAGCUUAGAAUAUAGUGAGUUUUUCAGAACCACGACCCCCGCCCCAACGACCUCCACCACCACUGAAGCGACGACGACGACUCCCCGGGCCAACCCAUGGGCCCGAUUGUGGACCUCGACCGCCGCGCCAAAGAGCUUCGUCAACGUCACGGUCCUCCAAGCCGGCAGCGUUCGUCCUCUUCGGGUGCGUCCAGCAAAGAAGAAAUAAAAAAUGGAGAAAGCAUCUGCAGGACGGCCAGGCGGAAACCGUCGGCGCCAUCACCUUGGUCAACGACAACGGCUUCGUCGUCCUGAUCGACACCGGCUCGAGCAGCGACACCGAACGUCUUCUGCACAGUGAGCCUUUAAAAUUUCUUCAUGGAACUUUUAAAGUUUGUCAAAAUUGGCGGCUAGAUCUCGUUUCUGGAAAACUAAAAAUUUGUCAGGUUUAUUUUCAGAAAAUUCCGAAAAAUGACCUCCCUUGUCGGCCAGAACUGUAGAUGAGGCAUGGAGUUGAAGAAGUUUAGAAUCAAAAAAUUGUCUUUGCGGAACUUUUUUUUCAAACUGGACUUUUCGAAAACAGCUGGAAAACUCGAAAAGGAAUAUUUAGACGCUAAAAAUGGGUCUCAGCUUACUCAAAGCUUUAAGGAAUGAGUCAGGUUUAGAAAAAUAAAAAAAUUAGAGCCUAAAAAAAUUGAAAAAUGAAAUAAUCAUUAUCAAAAUUUAAAAAGUAAAUAUUAUUUUCUAAGAAUAAAUAAAUUAAAUAAAAAUUGAACAAACUGAGCUCUGGUUUUUCGAGAAAAAAAAAGUCUAUUCCGCAUAAGUCAAGUUUAAAAUGUUCUAACUUCUCAUACUUGGUACCUCAUGCAAACUUAAUAAUUUAUACUGAAAUCAAUUUCAAAUACCAAAUAAAAGAGCAAGUUUUAACUGAUCUUUGAAUUUUCCAGUUGGUUCAAAGUUUAAUCCUUGAAAGACUUUCUGAAAACUCAAAAACAAUCGAAAAAACCAAUCAAGCUCCUUAAUUUUUUUUCGAAAUUUGGAGAGAAAGAGAUUGAGGGAAAACUCAUUCCAAUUGGAAUAGAACGUUGAAUCUAGUUACCCUUGUCUCUUCUUCUUUUUCCGUUGGACAAGGAUCUUUGAUCAAAAAUUGGGUGCUUGUGGAUUUUCAUGUGAUGGGCUUUGGAGGCUAUUCAUAAGGACGAGUAACGCAAUUUUCGAGGCGCUCCCGAAAAAAUUCAAAUUUCUCGCUCACUCUUUCUGAGAAGAUUGAGUUGUGUCGGAGUUCGGAGAAAAAGGCGUUGGGGCUGGUCCAGUCCAUUCAUCUCUUCUUUGUCCAACCAACUUGGACCCUAAUUCCCCGUCUAUAGGAGCCGGGAGAAGCUUAAGGCGAGCAGCUGCUUCUCCUCGUCCGUCUCCUCCUAAUUCAUCGCGACACUCGCCUCAGCUAGGCCCCGCCUUUUCCGACUCAAUUUCCUGGACUCGAGUCUACGCGGCUCCUCUACGGCCAACACAUGCGAAUCGACAUGUCCGACCUGGAAAUCGACACGACGCCAUCGCCGUUCUGCACCCCCGUCAGGACGGGAACCGUCGGCGUCGCCAUCGGCGUCUUCGACAUCGUCUUCCUGACGGUGGCCUUCUUGAAGAGCGUCCAGUUCUUGCAGCAGAACGGCUUCAACCUCUUCGCCACCUCGGCUGUCGGAGCCAUCGGCGUCCUCUACAGUGUCCACAUCAUCUGCACCUUGCUCUGCUGGUAUGGCCUGGCCAGAGGUCGCAGCUCCUGGAUCGUUCCCAAGAUCAUCCUCAAGUUCACCACCGUAGUCAUCUGCGUCUGUCUGACGCUCCUUCUGACGUUCUUCGUCUCCUCCAACUCGCCUGUCAUCGGCAACGCCAUCGCUCGUGGCUUCAACGCCGAGUACCUGGACCAUCGAGGAGCCAUCGAAAUGGGCUGCAUCGUCCUCGUCGGCAUCUCGGCGACGCUCUCAAUGGCCCAAACGUGGCUUCUCGUCCUAAUUAUCAACAUUUAUCGACAAAUCCGAGAAGACGAGCUGGAGGAAAUGCUCGAGAAGGCGUUGAAGAGAAUUGAAAAGGCGGAGAAGAAGAAUAAGGAGAAGGCAAAGGUCAACGGUGUGAACGGACAUAGCAAUGGAAUUCCCCGGACUUCCGUUGGCUUCGGAUUGAGUGGACAGGGAUCAAAUCCAUCCGAUGGAAAUCUCACUUUUACCACCUUCAUGUAGAUGCCGGUGAAUUUUUGAGCUUCUUUGGGGGAUAGGACAUAAAAUAUUGUUCAUGUCGAGUUUUAGAAAUUCCUGUUUUUUAAUAUCACCUUCCUUGUAAGGGAUCGCUCUAAUUUUUGAAAGCUGGAAAAAUAAGUUAUGAGCGGAAAAGAACGGAAAGGAUUUUUAAAAAAUGAAAAAUAAGUUGAUGACCUUGAUUUUUCAUUUCGAAAUAUUUCAGGCCUGUCGAAGGAAUCGGUGACGCUUGACCAGAUCAACACUGUAGUGAUCACUCACGGCUCGCCAGGACACAUGGGCAACAUGAAUUUCUUCGCCCAGAAGCCCAUCCUUUUCCACGCCAUGGAGUACAUCGGCCGCCACGUUUCGCCCACCGAGCUCAAGGAGGUUUCUAAAAUUUGAGAAUUUUAUCAAAGAAAGUUUUUUUUCUAGCUGACCUUCAUUGAAGAAUCUGAUCAUUUUAAAAAGUUUUCCCUGAAGUUUUGAUUCAUUUAUUCGAAAAAACCGUUUUUAUGAUUUAUUGAUUUUAUGGAGGCUGUUAUACGCCAGAAAAACGACCAGUAAAAUUUAAUUUUUUUGAUUUAUUUUUUUACCUAUUUUUUUGAACUUAAAUUAGGUUUUUUUCUUCGUUCAACAGCUCAGAACGUUCCAAAUUUGGCUGAGAAAACAAAAAUUUGAAGAUUCUUAUGUACACGAUUUUUUUUUUCCUUUUUCUUGUUUUCUCCGUUUGGCCCACUACUUUUCCGUAAAGCUAAUUAGCCUUUCAAAAAACGCUCGUAAAACUCUUGAAAGAUGUUUUUUUCCACCCGUUCUUCUCGCUAAACCAGCUUAUUUUCGUGAAGAUGCCAACUUAAGCGGAUCGGAAACGCUUGAGUAACUCACCGGAAGCUUCGCAAGAUGUUUUUCUAGACAUUUUCAAUGGAAAACUUUUUUGGAAACCAGGAAAAACUUUAUUUUUCGAAUAAUAUGGAUAAUAGAAAUAUGGAGGCAGUAACAGUUGAUUUUUCAAUAAGAUUCGAGAUAUUCCAUGAAAAAUCAUCGAAAGUUCUUUAAAGGAGCAUAGGAAACCUUUUUUUUAAGUCUCAACGCGAAAAACCAAGCCAAUCUCCUGCGCUUUUUACAAGCCUAGCAAAGAUUUUAAUAACAAUACUAUUUCAGAUAACCCAUUUAAAGUUUGAAAAAUAUGACAAAUAUGUUAAAAUACGUGGACGCAGCCGACCAUUCCCAAAAAAAAUGUGGAAAUGUUUCAGAGACCGUACCGAAAGCUGUCGCAGAACAUCGAGGUCUGGAAGACACCCGGCCACACCCAACAAGACCUGACCGUCCUCGUGCACAACGUCGCCGGCUACGGCAGCAUGGCCAUCGUCGGAGACUUGAUCCCCAGCGAGCAGCUCGUCAGCGAAAAGGUACAAAACACUCUCGAAAAUGAAUCAUUUUUGAGAAAAGGUGCAAAGUAGUCCAAAUUGAACUUAUUUCCAAAAAGAAAAAGGUAAUAGAUACGUUGAAAUUGUUCUAUUUUAAAGAUUUUAAAAAACUUUCAAAUUAACUCAUUUUCAAGAGGAAAAGGUACAAAACGCUCUGAAGCUAGCUCAUUUUCUAUAUGUGAGGUAUAAAGUAAUUCGAAAUUAAAAUGUUUUUCGAAACGAGUGGUUCAAAAAUGUUUUGAAAUUAAUUUUUUUUUUUUUGAAAAAAAGGGCAAUAAAAAUCUUUGAAAGAGUUUUUUUUUUCAUAAAUAAAAGGUCCGAAUCACUAUGAAAUGUUAAUCAUAUCAGAAAAUGAAAAAAAUCAUCUCACUAUUGCUCACGUUACAGCGUGACGUCAUGGCUGACGAGGGCGUCUGGGACGCGGCGAUCAAGCGCCAGAACGCCAACCUCAUCGUCUGCAUGGCCGACUGGAUCGUGCCCGGACACGGACAGCCGUUCCGCGUCUUGCCUCACUACAGGUUCGUUUAGUGGCUCUUUAAGUGAUUUCGAAAAUAUUGUAAGCUUUUAAUCCUUAUUUUUAAGGUCAUAAAAGCCAGAGGCCUCUUCUUAACUGAUGAAUAAGUUCCUAAUAUUAAUUUAAAAACCUUACUGAGGAGUUAGAAGUCACAGGAGAAAGGACGAGUGACGUCACUCUUUUUUCGCUUAUGUCAUUCUUAAAAUUCAUAAAACAGUGACGUCACUGAUUGACUGGAUCAACCCAUUUUUUCUCCGUAAAUUAAUAUUCUCCCUUGUGAAAUUGAGAAUGAAGAUGACGUCAUCAGUUAAAAAUUCGCCUUUAAUUUAAGCUGUUGUAUUGAAAUUUCUACUUGCCAUUAUUCUUAACACUUAAGGGCCCACUGGGACCUACCCCAUGAAAGUUCAAUUUUUAUCGAUUAUUUACCAAUAAUUCUCAGGCAAAAGGCCGGCUGCACACGGCUGUUGGCUCAACGCCACCUCUCCAACCAAGUCUAA